Morone saxatilis (striped sea-bass) is the source of this 1719-nucleotide messenger RNA. RefSeq lists its product as uncharacterized. Gene Ontology annotation, cellular component: plasma membrane; cell junction. Gene Ontology annotation, biological process: positive regulation of hippo signaling. The record is from RefSeq and is a predicted model, not a curated record. Lineage: Eukaryota; Metazoa; Chordata; Actinopteri; Moronidae.
UGCAGUAUAUGAGAGAGUCUCCUGGGUCUAGCUUCACUGCAGUGUAGAGAAGGGCAGGGCGGCUGUUUUAGUACGAUGUGCUGAAGGAUGGUGCACCAGGAGAAACGCGUUUACCAGGCCCAGAGGAAUGAGAGAGAGUCCAUCAGGCAGAAACUUGCCUUUGGCAGUUUCUAUGACGACGAGCCAGUCAUCUACACCAGCUGCAGCAAGAACGGCCCAUCUUCCCGCUCCCCCACAUGCCCCACAUCAGCGAGGGUUUGAUGAAGAGAAAUCUGAGGCAAGGGGACAUGAGGGACAUGAGUCUGGGACAGCUGCAAGUCAUCACAAAUGACUUACACUCACAGAUUCAGAGUCUAAAUGAGGAGCUGGUGCAGUUGCUGCUGUUGAGGGACGAGCUGCAUGUGGAGCAGGACGCCAUGCUGGUAGACAUAGAGGACCUGACCAGGCAUGCUCACACCCAUCAGCGACACCAGGCAGAGAAAGCGAUAUCUAAAUAAAACACCCCAUCUACACGUGUGUCCGUCUGCACGUCAUCUUUACCUCCCGCUCCAUGGACUGUCACCAGUGUUAACUAAUGAAACUUCAUCUGUGCUGACUGGAGAAAUUAAUACACCAUAUACGGUAAUAGACACAUUCAUAAUGCAUUGCACUGCAGGACGCUGUCGAAGGACUGAGGACCCGACAUCUAAAAGAAUCUGAAUCGUCACUGCUUUCUGUAUGCACACUGUUGAGUUCGUGCAGGCUUUUCAUCACGCCGUAUUUCCUAGAAUUAGGGGAAUCCUCUCAGUUUAAUUCCAUCCCUAGCCCUGAUUUGCCUCUUCAUGAUUUUGCACGGUACACUCAUGUAUGUUAAUGCUGGGUUGGAGAGAGCGCCUGCACGCCUUGUUUCUCCAUUGUCUCAGAAAGGAUGCUGACUUCUAGGGCCCACGCUUGACUGAACUGAAGAUCAAUUUUUCUUUUUGCUUGUCUUUGUAAUAAUCAAGAGGACUGAUCAGUUUAUCUGUAGACACCCCUUGUUCACCUGUUUACCAUAAGAGCACUGUGUCAUCAGAACUCACUAUUGAACAUGUACUAUCUGAGCUGUUGCAAUAUAAAAUGAUCAACACUGUGCUGACUUGCAGCUUAGCUUCACAGUGGUGUUUAAAUGCUGCUGGUUGCUGCCCAGCUUCACAGGGGUUCUUGUUAGGAUAAUUAAGACACAAAAUUGGAUGUAACUCGAAAAGCUGCUACAGUUUCAACCUGCUUUAAAGAUGCAUUUAGAGCUAUACUGGACAACAUUGUCAACUUUAUUCAGACACAUUUUUAUUUGUCAAAUGCCUUCAUCUACUCGAUAGAAGAGACAAAAUGACAAAAUAUGGGUUAAAAUAAAAUCUCUUUCUAUCACAAUAGUGAUAGAAAAUGUGGCGGUAUGUUGAUAUGAACAGCCCCUAAAUAAAAAUAUGCCAAGUCACGUUUGUUAUACUCAAUUUACUCAUGCUAAAAAGGGUAAACAUAAAACAAAUAUAUGAACAAAUCACAGACUAUCUAUUUUAUCUGUUGAAAAAAAAUUAUGGACAUACUGUAUGUAAAUGUUAAAAGAUACUUUAUUAAAAUGAUGAAGAACAUGCCUUGUCGUCUGGCUGUGUUUAAGUGUUGUCACUCACCUUUUUAAGAAUGUCAUUUAACACAAAGUUUCUUUUUCUAUUGUAUGCUUCAUUGAUAAAUGUACUGUAUAAUGAU